Messenger RNA from Cryptomeria japonica (Japanese cedar), 2660 nucleotides. Its product is annotated as small ribosomal subunit protein mS79 (rPPR3b). The coding region runs from base 144 to 1508 and encodes 454 amino acids. The transcript has 2 exons. The record is from RefSeq and is a predicted model, not a curated record. Gene Ontology annotation, molecular function: protein binding. NCBI's taxonomy places the organism in Eukaryota, Viridiplantae, Streptophyta, Pinopsida, Cupressales, Cupressaceae.
CUUCUUUCCCACGCAAAAUCUAAACCUUCCCUCGCCAUACGUUUCACAUAGGAGGUGACGAGAUCGAAUCAACUAAGAUUCUCCGUUGUCACAGAAACCCUCUCUCGCCCAGGCGGUCAUGUGUUCGACUCCUAUACCCCAAAAUGUCCUGCAAAUUCCACAAGUUUCCCCACCGCCCGAUCGCAUCGAAUACCACAAGUACAGAGCUCUUAAAGGCACUCUGCACCCCUACAAAACAACUUACAGCACCAGUUCCCUUCGCUAGAUUUCUUUGCGCAACCACAAAUAUCCGCCUGGAAAUGCUCUGCACUCAUCGACUUAAUAAUUCGGUACGCUUUCCGUUCAAUCUUCUAUUCUAUAAAAUCACAAGGUUUUAUUACUCAAAAGUACUUGAAGAUUACAUCAGAGAAAAUAAAGAAACCCUAGAACCCUACGACGUCUUGAAUAUGAUCAGGUUUCAGAAAAAUCCCGAAAUAGCCCUGCAAAUUUUCCAGUGCACUGCAAGAAUUCUCCAAUUUAAACAACUCCGUGCGAGCUACGACAUUUUAAUUGAUAAAUUAGCAAAGGCAAAGAAAUUUGAUUUGAUAGAGAGAUUUCUGGAAGGUUUAAAGAGGAGAAGGAAGCCUGGAUUAAUGGUUGUCGUUAUCAGGCUCUAUGGACGAGCAAACAUGCCUGAAAAUGUCCUGAAAACUUUUUGUCAGAUGACGGACUACAAUUGUAGGCAUACUGUCACGGCGUUUAAUUGUCUUUUAAGCGCUCUUGUGAAUUCGGAGGAGUAUAGUACUGCAGAGAAAAUGUUUGGGAAAAUAAGUCUUUUUGGAAUUUUGCCGGAUAUUUAUAGUUUUAAUAUCCUCAUCAGAGCUAAGUGUGGGUUAAAUUUAGUGGAUGAAGCCUGUGAAAUGGUGGGCUUUAUGGAGAAGCUAGGAUUGAGUGCUGAUACCGUAACAUACAAUACGCUGAUGAACUUUUUUUGCAAGGCAGGAGAGUUCGGAAAGGUCUACGAAAUAAUGGCUGAAAUGGUAAAGAAAGACUGUAAUGCUGAUGCUGCUACGUAUAAUAUUUUUUUGACUGCAUUUUGUAAUGAAGGAAGGAUGAGUGAAGCUAUGAAGCUUUUGAAUGUGAUGAUUCGAAAUAGAUGCGUGCCUGACAUAGGUACUUAUAAUACUUUGCUGAGGGGUUUUUGCGGGACUGGUAUGAUGGAAGUAGCAGAGAUAGUUCUUAGCGAGAUGCCGGAGAAAGGUUGUAGGCCUAAUAUUUUCAGUUAUUGUAUUUUGAUUGAAGGUCUGUGCAAGAAAGGUAGGGUGGAUUCAGCAUACGAGGCAUUCUGUUUGAUUUUAAAGAAGAAGUGGGUUGUGAGUGAGGAUGUUUGCGAGAUGAUAAUUGAAGGUCUGUAUAAGACGGGGAGGUUUAAAGAGGCCGUUGGGAUGAUAGAUGAGAUGAACAGGUGGGGGUUUGUUCCAGGUGCAAAAACAUGGGAUGCAUUGGUGAAAUCAUGUUUGAAUUCCUAAGUUUAUAUCUUGGCCUUUGCAAAAACCUCUUAUAGUUUUGUUUGCAAUCCAUGGGAUGUGCGUACCAUCGGGCUGUGGACUAGUGGUAUGAGAAGGCACUUAUUGCAGCAAUGAACCAGGCUAAAAACCCAGCUGAUAUGCCCCUACAUCAAGUGUUUCUUUGUGUCCAUGCUGCUUGGAGAAUGUGGCAGUGGAUUUGGCAAUUAAACGAACCCUUGGUUUGAGAGCAGUAAUAUGAGAUGGCUGACUGGUUCCCAGCUAAAAUGGAAUGCUUUAGCUCGGUAAAUGUUGCAGAAGUUCCAUAAACCUUGAUCCAACGAUGUUAUGUGAAGGGUUGAUGUGAGGAAGAAUAUCCCACAGCUACAAACAUACAAGGAAGUUGCUCAAAGGGGAAGAUUUCACAAUAUUAUACGGAAGCAGAUUGCUCCACAUAACGAACACUCCAACAUUCAUCAAGUAUUCAUGAUAAGGAAGGAAUCUUAUAAAUAUCUUGAAUUUCCUCCAGAAAUCCAAGAAUCAUUGCCAGUAUAUCAGGUGAUUGCUCCAAAGAGUUAAUCAAAGUUAGAAGAUCUGUUUGAACAACAUGAUAUAAUUUGGGAUCAUGCCUUCAUCAUUAUCACUGCUGAAGCUUGAGAUGUUGAGUAUCAAGAUAUUACCCAAGGCAUCAACAUUCAUUCAUGAUAGAGUAUCAAGUCUACGCUGCAAACUGAGAAGGCAUCCCAGUCAUCAUUCAACCAAUCAAAAGGUUCCAAGUGAAGAUGUCCAGAUGCAAUGCACUUGACUCAUCAUAUGUAGACACAAACUCUUAUGUACCUUCCCUCACUAUCUAUUGGUCAAAUAUUCAAGAGAAGACACGUCUAAAUAUUGUAGUUAUUUCAUUGGCCAGAAGGAUGUUUGUUGUAACAAAUCCUAAUUAGGGUUUCAUCUUGUAAUCUUGGCCAUUGAUAUGAAUCAAUCCAGGCCAUUCAUUUGUAAAUGGAGCACUAUAAAAGGCUUCUCUCUCACAUUUGUAAGGGUUAAUAGUUUAAGAAUAGUUAAUAGUUUAACAAUAGUGAAUAGUUGAUAGAUGUUAGAUAGCAAGCAGUUAGAAUAGAGUCGGAGAAGAAGAAAUUGUCGCUAAAGCUUGUAAAUGGAUAUACUCUUUUCAUUGAA